AAAUUUAUUUCCAUUCUGCAUAAUUUUCAACUUGAUUCAUCCAGUUUGUAAUAGGGAGAGAAACCUGGAGUGGACUGCUUGUAAUUGUAAAGAUAGAUCAAGAUUUUUAAAAGUGCCAUGGCUCACGCUCUGAAGAAAUUAUCUGCUCAAGUAAUCAAAAACAACAAUCUCGAGUCUAUAAUCAGCAAUGCAGCUGUGAGAACUAAUAGCACUUGGUGGGGAAAUGUGCAAAUGGGUCCACCAGAUGUAAUUCUGGGCAUUACUGAAGCAUACAAAAAGGACUCUCAUCCACAAAAAGUCAACCUUGGAGUUGGUGCCUACAGAGAUGAUGAAGGCAAACCAUUUGUGUUGCCAUCCGUAAGAAAGGCUGAAGAAAUUCUUCACAAAAAAGGUCUGAACCAUGAAUAUGCCCCUAUCAGUGGUGAGGCAUCUUACACAGAUGCUGUAGCUAAACUUGCUUUUGGAGAAGACAGUCCAGUUAUUAAAGAAAAAACCAACUGCACAGUACAAACUCUCUCUGGUACUGGUGCCUUGCGUCUUGGUCUUGAGUUUAUCACCAAGCAUUAUGCCAAAAACAAGGAGGUAUGGUUCCCUGCUCCCACCUGGGGAAACCACCCACAAAUUUGCAAUAUGCUUAACCUGCCACAUAAGAAAUACCGCUACUUUGACUCCAAGACCAACGGAUUUGACUUAGAAGGCGCCCUUGAGGACAUCUGUAAAAUUCCAGAGGGCUCAAUUGUUAUGCUCCACGCUUGCGCGCAUAACCCUACUGGAGUCGACCCUAAACCCGAAGACUGGGCUAAACUGUCUCAGGUGAUCAGAGAGAAGAAACUUUACCCGUUCUUCGACAUGGCGUACCAGGGAUUCGCCACCGGCAACGUAGACAACGACGCUUUCGCCGUCCGCCUGUUCGUCAAGGACGGCCACCAGGUCACGCUCGCGCAGAGCUUCGCCAAGAAUAUGGGUCUGUACGGUGAGCGCGCCGGCGCCCUGACGUUCCUGUGCGGCGACGCGGACCACGCCGCCAAAGUGAUGUCGCAGGUGAAGAUCAUGGUGCGCACCAUGUACUCCAACCCCCCGCUGUACGGCGCGCGGCUCGUGCAGGAGAUACUGCUCAACCCUGAACUGAAGCAGCAGUGGUUGGUGGACGUGAAGUCUAUGGCUGACCGCAUCAUCUCUAUGCGCACGCAGCUGCGCGCCGGCAUAGAGGGCGCCGGCAACAAGCACCCCUGGCAACACAUCACCGACCAGAUCGGCAUGUUCUGCUUCACUGGUCUCAAGCCCGAUCAGGUGGAGAGGCUGACGAAGGAGUUCCACAUUUACCUGACGAAAGACGGGCGCAUCUCCGUCGCCGGCAUCUCCUCCAAGAACGUCAACUACAUCGCCGAGGCCAUGCACAAGGUGACCUGCUAAACGACAUAUCCAACUGCCUUAGAUUUUAAGCCGCUAUCUUCUACGACAUUCAUUUUAUAGCUACAGUAUUUCUUCUGUUUUAUUACUUUAUUUAUUUUCGAAUACUUUUCAAAGCAUUUACUUGUAGCAAGUUAAACUUGUGAAAGUUAGUUAACAGAUUAACCUAUAUUGUAAUGUUGUUCUUGUAUUUAAAAUACAUUUAUCUUU
Aricia agestis (brown argus) is the source of this 1620-nucleotide messenger RNA. RefSeq names its product aspartate aminotransferase, mitochondrial (gene Got2). The record is from RefSeq and is a predicted model, not a curated record. The coding region runs from base 118 to 1413 and encodes 431 amino acids. Gene Ontology annotation, molecular function: pyridoxal phosphate binding; L-aspartate:2-oxoglutarate transaminase activity. Gene Ontology annotation, biological process: L-aspartate catabolic process; biosynthetic process. Gene Ontology annotation, cellular component: mitochondrion. The transcript is spliced from 9 exons. Lineage: Eukaryota; Metazoa; Arthropoda; Insecta; Lepidoptera; Lycaenidae.